Messenger RNA from Ornithodoros turicata, 2511 nucleotides. Its product is annotated as neprilysin-1-like. Bases 75 to 2495 code for a protein of 806 amino acids. Gene Ontology annotation, molecular function: metalloendopeptidase activity. Gene Ontology annotation, biological process: protein processing. The transcript has 23 exons. NCBI's taxonomy places the organism in Eukaryota, Metazoa, Arthropoda, Arachnida, Ixodida, Argasidae. Gene Ontology annotation, cellular component: plasma membrane. The record is from RefSeq and is a predicted model, not a curated record.
CAUUCCCCCCCUGUUCGUUGGUGGUACAAGAGCACUCUCGCUUUCUUCAGAUCGUGCUUGAAAUAGAGUCCCAAAUGCAGAUGCAAGCAACAAGUGAAAGGCGUGCCGCCACUUCAAGCUCUGCCUCUUCAACUGCUGCGGGCCUUCGGCGUUCCCCACCAGAAGAAACGUUUAUGACCUUCGCCGACUUGAUUCCGACACUCCCCCCAUCGGACAACGACAACAGGCUGUCAUCCAGGGUACAGAUGAUUGUAGCAGGCACAGCCGCUGUCAUCGCUGCCCUCGUGCUGCUGAUCAGCUUGGCCACAGCGUUGGCUCUACGGAAAAGACCAAACGGGCCAGAGGACACUUUCGGGAUGGAAAUUCCUACAGAAUUGAGACCGAGGUCAAAGGCUGCGUACUCCUGCAGCACCGACUACUGCAGCAAAGAAGCCGAGCUCAUAGCACAAAGCGUGAACAAGAGCAAGACCAGUGCGUGUGACGACUUCUACGACUUCGUCUGCCACGGGUGGCUCCAGGAGAACCCCAUAACUGCUCAGGCAUCCAAGACCUCUUACCAGCUGAACCUGAAGGAACGUAUUGAGGCUGGGUUGCUAGCUUUUGUAGAAGCGGAAUCUCCGAGACCCAACACGAUGGUACCUUCCUACAACGUAUCUGUCGUCAGCAAAUAUGUUGCCUUCGUUCGAGGCUGUCAACAGAAAGCGUCUAUCGAAGCCGUCGGGGUGAAACCACUUCGACGAGUGCUUGCCGAUUUAGGCUUACGUGAGUGGCCUAGUACACGAGUGCAUGAACCGAACGUGGAAGAAGUGGCAGCGCGCGUAAUGCGUGACCUUGGUGAAGCCACACUCUUUAGCGUGACCGUCGACUGGGACAUCGCUAAUAAGUCCAAGAAUAUUCUAACGAUUGAUCAGCCGCCACUGCCGAUGAUGAGGGGACACUUACUGGGCAACGCGAAAAACCUCGAGGCUUAUCGAAACCUUGUCAAGACAGCUAUGGCACUCAUCAAGCCCAGGGAGCCACUGGAAGGCCUCGCCGGGGACGUCAUGAACUUGGUUCAUCGUAUGGCCAGGUCGACCAAGACAGAAAAAGAACGGAUGAAAAUAGGUGUGCAUUUCUUGAGAGAACGUCUGGACAGUUUGCAAGGGAAGUCUAAGUGGAACUGGAGACUCUUCCUGAACACCAUCCUCGCUGGAAUCCACGUACUGGAGCCGCGAGACUUCGUGCGCGUCAAGACUCCGUUCUACAUGGUCCACAUGUCUCGGAUCCUUAGCACAGUGUCCAGCGCCAACCUAUUUAAUUUCGUCGGCUUCCAAGUCGUCCUCACAUUGUCACCCCUGCUCUUCGAGCCUGCACAAGGAAUAUCUCAGCUGAGACUACGGAGACGAUUCGAAUCUAAAGGAGAAGAGAGCACCAGUCAAAAGAUAUGCCUCCAUUUGGCGGAAGAUGCCAUGCCUCUAGCUACGCUCCACACGUACGCUACCAUCUUCCACAAGCUCUACCAGCCUAGCGUCGAAAGGGUGAUGUAUACCGUGGAAAACAUCCGCUAUUUCAUGAAAGUCUUCGUAGACCAGACCUAUUGGAUGGAAGACGCAGCGAAAAUGGUAGCAAAAUAUAAGCUUCAGAAUAUGAAGGUGAACGUGUUUUAUCCCCCCUGGGUUUUCGAUACGGAGAAGUUGGGAAGAAUCUACGCUCAGGCCAUCGUAAACACUAAGGAAAUAGCAGAGAGCUACUACCUUGCUCGCAGGGCUUCCAUGCGACAUUACUGGUUGCGCUUUGACAUGCACGGCACGGAAACUUAUUGGGUUGGAUCAACCUUUGACACGGACUGCACUUACGAUUGCCUGACCAACUCGCUUUACAUACCGAUGGGACUGUACAGCGAGCCAGUUCUUCACUCCGACAUUUCUGCAGUAAUGAGCGUUUCCAGGCCCGGUGCUCGAAUUGCACAUGCCAUGUUAGCAGCCAUCGACAGGAGAGGUUCUCAGUUCACGGUGUCCCAGAUGUACCAGAAGUGGUGGACAGAGGAGACGCUUUUUAGAUACGCGCAGACUCAAUCCUGUUUCAUCGAACAGUAUAAAAGUAUAGUGGACCGGAAGCUACACGUCAGGCUAACAAGUACCGGAAGCACGGAUGUCAACAUCGCUGAUAAUGCCGUUCCGGAGGUAUUGCUUGAGGCUUUCUUGCAAACCAUCCAAGACCUGGAUUUAGACGAGAACUCCUACGUCAUUGCUGGUCUGGGGAAGUUCAACAUCAAGCAGAUCUUCUACAUGUCGUACGCCAUGGGCUUCUGCGAGGACCAAAGGGAGGAUCUCCUGAAGAAGGAGUUACUUCACGGAGUCUCGAGUCCUCCAAAAUAUCGCAUCAACAUCCCUUUCGGCAACCUCCCCGCUUUCUCUGAGGCUUUCUCCUGUCAUACGGGCGCGCCCAUGAACCGAUCUUCCCGUUGCUCCCUGUGGCAGUCCUACCCCGCAGAAGGUAUCCACAGGAGUGAAUAAAUGUUACGAUAAUGUA